Eptesicus fuscus (big brown bat) is the source of this 1662-nucleotide messenger RNA. RefSeq names its product neuralized E3 ubiquitin protein ligase 1B (gene NEURL1B). Gene Ontology annotation, cellular component: early endosome. The coding region runs from base 1 to 1662 and encodes 553 amino acids. Lineage: Eukaryota; Metazoa; Chordata; Mammalia; Chiroptera; Vespertilionidae. The transcript has 5 exons. Gene Ontology annotation, biological process: ubiquitin-dependent endocytosis. Gene Ontology annotation, molecular function: ubiquitin protein ligase activity. The record is from RefSeq and is a predicted model, not a curated record.
AUGGGCAACACGGUGCACAGGACCCUGCCAGACUCGAGCCCUCCCGCGCGCCUCCUGGCCACCCGGCCGUGCUGUGGGCCCGGCCCUGAGCGGCGCCAGGUCCUGGGUGAAGCCCCGCGUUUCCACUCGCAGGCCAAGGGCAAGAACGUGCGGCUGGACGGCCACUCGCGCCGGGCCACGCGGCGCAACAGCUUCUGCAACGGGGUCACGUUCACGCAGCGGCCCAUCCGGCUGUACGAGCAGGUGCGGCUGCGCCUGGUGGCCGUGCGCCCGGGCUGGAGCGGGGCGCUGCGCUUUGGCUUCACGGUGCACGACCCGUCGCUCAUGAGCCCGCAGGACAUCCCCAAGUACGCCUGCCCGGACCUGGUCACGCGGCCCGGCUACUGGGCCAAGGCGCUGCCCGAGAACCUGGCGCUGCGCGACACCGUGCUGGCCUACUGGGUGGACCGCCACGGCCGCGUCUUCUACAGCGUCAACGACGGCGAGCCCGUGCUCUUCCACUGCGGCGUGGCCGUGGGCGGCCCGCUCUGGGCGCUCAUCGACGUGUACGGCAUCACCGACGAGGUCCAGCUCCUCGAGAGCACCUUCGCCGACACGCUGCCGCCCGCGCGGCUCAGCCAGGCCCGCUUCAGCGCCUGCGCGCCGCCCGGCAGCCUGGACGCCGCCAACUUCAACAACAACGAGCUGGAGAACAACCAGGUGGUGGCCAAGCUGGGCCACCUGGGGCUGGGCCGCGCCCCCGGCCCGCCGCACGCCGACGCCCCCGCCAUCCCGUGCGGGCCCCGCGACCGCCCGCGGCCCGCGUCCUCGCCGGCGCUGCUCGAGGCCGACCUGCGCUUCCACGCGACGCGCGGGCCCGACGUGAGCCUGUCCGCCGACCGCAAGGUGGCCUGCGCGCCGCGGCCCGACGCCGGCCGCACGCUCGUCUUCUCCGAGCGCCCGCUGCGGCCCGGCGAGAGCCUCUUCGUGGAGGUGGGCCGCCCGGGGCUGCCGGCGCCCGGCGCGCUGGCCUUCGGCAUCACCUCGUGCGACCCGGGCGGCCUCCGGCCCGCCGAGCUGCCCGCCGACCCGGACGCGCUGCUCGACCGCAAGGAGUACUGGGUGGUGGCGCGCGCCGGGCCGGUGCCGAGCGGCGGCGACGCGCUCAGCUUCACGCUGCGGCCCGGCGGCGACGUGCACCUGGGCGUCAACGGGCGCCCGCGCGGCCGCCUGCUGUGCGUGGACACCACGCAGGCGCUCUGGACCUUCUUCGUGGUGCGCGGCGGCGCCGCCGGCCAGCUGCGCCUGCUCGGCACCCUGCAGUCCAGCCCUGUGAUCCCGUCUCCGUCGGGGUCCCUCAGCGGCUCCCAGGACGAUAGCGAUUCCGAUAUGGCCUUCAGUGUCAACCAGUCCUCCUCGGCAUCCGAGUCAUCCCUGGUGACAGCCCCCAGCUCCCCGCUGAGCCCCCCGGUGUCCCCCGUGUUUCCCCCACCGGAGCCGGCCGGCAGCAGGAAUGGCGAGUGCACGGUGUGCUUCGAUGGCGAAGUGGACACGGUCAUCUACACGUGUGGACACAUGUGCCUGUGCACCAGCUGCGGCCUGCGGCUCAAGAGGCAGGCCCGGGCCUGCUGCCCCAUCUGCCGGCGGCCCAUCAAGGACGUCAUUAAGAUCUACAGGCCGUAG